This is a messenger RNA of Tupaia belangeri chinensis (Chinese tree shrew), 1880 nucleotides long. RefSeq names its product phosphatidylinositol-4,5-bisphosphate 4-phosphatase 2 (gene PIP4P2). Gene Ontology annotation, cellular component: phagocytic vesicle membrane; lysosomal membrane; plasma membrane. Gene Ontology annotation, biological process: phosphatidylinositol dephosphorylation. NCBI's taxonomy places the organism in Eukaryota, Metazoa, Chordata, Mammalia, Scandentia, Tupaiidae. Gene Ontology annotation, molecular function: phosphatidylinositol-4,5-bisphosphate 4-phosphatase activity. The record is from RefSeq and is a predicted model, not a curated record.
GGCGGCAGCAGCAGCAGCGGCAGCGGCAUUAGCCACCACCUCCACCGAAGCCGCAACCCCAGCUCAGCCUCCCUUUGGCCCCGCCUCUGCUGCAGUCAUGGCUGCUGAUGGAGUGGACGAACGCUCGCCUCUGCUGUCAGCAUCCCAUUCAGGAAAUGUCACUUCCACCACCCCACUGUACUUGUAAGAGACCAGCCCCAGAGCGGAACUCCCACCUCCAUAUACAGCCAUUGCCAGUCCAGAUGCCAGUGGUAUUCCAGUAAUAAACUGCCGCGUGUGCCAGUCUCUAAUCAAUUUGGAUGGCAAGCUUCACUAUCAUGUGGUUAAGUGCAUUUGCAAUGAAGCUACGCCAAUCAAAAACCCCCCGACAGGGAAGAAAUAUGUUAGAUGCCCUUGUAAUUGUCUCCUCAUUUGUAAGGACACAUCUCGGUGAAUAGGAUGUCCCAAACCCAACUGUAGACGCAUAAUUAACCUUGGCCCAGUAAUGCUUAUUUCUGAAGAACCAGCUCAACCUGCGUUGCCAAUCCAACCGGAAGGUACAAGGGUUGUAUGUGGGCACUGCGGAAACACAUUCCCGUGGAUGGAACUGAGGUUCAACACGGCAAAAUGCCCACACUGCAAAAAAAUCUCCUCAGUGGGUAGUGCACUUCCGUGAAGACGCUGCUGUGCAUAUAUUACCAUUGGGAUGAUAUGUAUUUUCAUUGGAGUUGGGUUAACUGUUGGCACCCAAGAUUUUGCAAGGCGAUUUCAUGCAACCUAUGUUUCUUGGGCAAUUGCUUAUCUCUUAGGUUUGAUCUGCCUUAUUCGAGCUUGUUAUUGGGGAGCUAUAAGAGUCAGUUAUCCAGAACACAGUUUUGCAUAAGCUUGGUUAUGAAACAGUGAUGUUGGUGAGAGUGUCUAGCAGUUCUUGAUAAGCUACUCUGGACAUCUUUAAAGUCAUUCAUCCUAAUGGAUUCCAUUCUGGUUUAUGUAUUAUAGUUUCAAGACUUUGGGAGUCUGUUAUGAACAAAUGCUCAUUGCACUACAUUAUAUGCAAAUAGUUUGUUUAGCUGCUGGGUUUUCAAACUUGGAAUAAACCUGUGUUUUCAUGUUAUUUUACAUCUCUUAAAAGAUAUUUUUGGAUUUAUCAUUAAACAUUACAUAUAAUAUCUCCCUUUCAUUAUUUUUUUUAUCAGCUAUUUCAUUACUUGCUGAUCUGUGAGUAUUCCCAAGAAGUGUUUAUAAAUGUUUCUAUAAUAGCUUCACAUUUAUACUUACAUUUUAAUUAUAUAGUAUCAAAAUUGCUUGCUUUAAAAUCUAAGCAAUAUGCAUUUUGCUUGAACUGCUUACAGCAACUUUAACCUAAGAUUAUAGUGACCUUAUUCAGGAAAACAAAAAAUUGAGUGUACCUUCAAAAACUUGACAAUUAUCAGAGAAAAAAAAUUUCUAGAUACUGUAUGCUUGUUUUUUGUUGUUUGUAGAAAGAUUCAGUAUUUUGGUAGUAAUUUAAAAUACAAGAAUGGAAAUAGUUAUUUGUUCACAGUUGGAGAUGUUGGAUAAAUGUCUUUUCUCAAAGAUCACAGGACUUUUUGUGUGUCUUUUUUUUUUUUAUUUACCAGUUACAAAAGAUCUUACCCAAGUUUAUGAAAUUUCAUGUUAUAUGUGUUCCUUUAUAGAGACUGGAGGAAGUAUUUCACACAUAUUUUAUAAUCCUUAACCAUUUAAUCAAAAUAUAUUUACAUUGGAUUGUGCUCCUUUUCAUUAGAUCAUGGCUAAUUUUUCUUAUUGGGGUAAUUAUUACUACUUACAUAUGAAGGAAGCUUAUGACAUUUUACAGUAGCUAAAUAGUUGAGAUUAGAUGUAUUCCUACCAUUCUUCUCAAAUGCAGUUGGUCAGAUAAU